AUGAUGAUCGGAAGCUUAACCAAUUCCACCACCACUACUGCUACUUCUACUACUUCAAGAUCAUUAUCAACAAAUGCUCCUCUGACUUAUUCUACUCAACCAACCAGUAAGAUGAAUUCUCAUCAUUCAUCAUGCAACAAGACUUUCGUUCAUCAGAAACAACCACCACAACCACAACGGAUGCAAUCGAAAGGAACGACCAGCAGCACUAGCAACCCCUCCACGACUCGGUCAGUCAAGCAACAGCCUCACCUCUCCUCUUUCAUGAAAACCACUUCGUAUUCUCUCUCAACAACUGUUGGAGGUGCAAAUCAUGAUGUUGUUGGAAUGAGUCAGAAGAAUGUCUUAAAGACACCUUCCACAAGAACAACAACAACAACCAGCACCAACCAUAACACUCCAUGUCAUUCCAAAGGAUCUACAAUGAGUCAUAGUGGCAGUAUUGGUAGUAGUAACUAUGCCACUCCUCUCUCUACACCAUUGAGGCCGUGUAGUAGCAGUCAUAGCUUCACCAAAUCGACUUUGAACAGUCUAUCGACCCAAUCCACAUGCAAAACAGUUGCAACUACAAGUACUCCAUUCUUGGAUGAAUUUCAUACAUCCUCUGGGCGUGAAUGGUCUCGUGGUAAAACCCAUCGUCACAAUUCUACUGAUUUUCAUUGUACUUCCAAGAGUAUGACUUGUCCAAAUUCUCCCAAUUUGACUUCUCUCUCACCGACCUUACAACCCUUAUCGACAAGUUUUGUGGAUCAAGAACAUUCACUUCUCAACCACAUGAAACGACGAAUGGAGAAGAAUGAUCAAGAACCUCAUCCUCAUGACAAGAAGGAAGCAUCUACUCAAUUCCCAAAAACUCUCCAAGUAUUGGAGCCUUUAGACGAUGAUUUGAGAAUACUCGAAGAGGGUUUUCCAAUUCAUUGUCGUCUCCCAACAAUGACCAUUCGUCCACAAGAUGCUUCUUCCAUUACAUUAAUGAACCAUAAGAGUGGAAAUGAUUUGACAGAUCCAACCACACCGACCAAUGCUACCAAGGUCUUAUCUUCCACAUCUACCACUUCACCCUUACUUUAUAUACAUCAGAACCAUCAUCAUUCUCUCUUUGAAGAGAAGGAUUUGAACAAGACUGUGACUCUUUCAACUCGAGAUGAUCAUCUUGAACCAUCUCAUACUGCUCAUCUGAACCAUGACUGCCAAUCCAUUAUUGAGAACAGUGAUGUUGUAAACGACCACACAUCAUCACCAAAUAAGCCAAUUGUAUUGGGUAGUACGAGCAACAUUGCUUCACAUCAUCAACCACAUCACGAGACAUCAAAUUAUCAUGCUGUGAGUAGUUGUAGAAACACAAUUUCUGUUCCUCAAAAAAACACCGAAAUUGCUUGUGAAAGAGUUGUGUCACCUGGUAGCAGCAGUAGCAGCCUCAAUUUUCAAAGUGACCACACUACUACAACAACAAUCACACAACAACAAGAAGGCUCAUUGUUCGAUAAGAAGACUCUUGAGCCUUCAGUUAGUAUUCAACAACCUGAUCUCUUGAGUAGUCAUCAGCAGCAACAACAACAACACGAUACAAAAUUCCAUCAAGGCUUGCAUUCAACUCGAGUUGAUCCUUUUUCGAACCCAUCAACAACUGCUCUUCUUUCUUCAACACAGACUCCCAAAGAAAAAGAAACACCUCAUCUCUCAACCAACAUGAUGAAAGCUUGCAUGCCAAGUAAUGGUUGUGGUGUAUCUGCAAUCUCUCAUCAUGGAAACAACACCAUGAUGGGCAAAAAUCAUGUGCAAGCUUGCAAAAAGUACACAAGAACCGACUGUUCAGACUUGGAUCAUCAACCAACACUUGAAUUUGUAAGAGUUCUUUUGGGUCAGAGCAAAGAGUCGGACCAUACGACCACUCAUCCCAAACGAAAUGCCACAAACAUGACUGUCCAUCCUUCUGCUGGUCACCACCACACCAAGAGAUCAAGCACUAUGAAUGUGUUACGAUACUCGUAUGAAAGCGAUGAUGAAGAUAGAAAUGCCUAUGAGUUGUCACCACUCCAUAGCAAUUCGAAAAUUUAUUAUGUCGAUCAAAUUCUCUCAUCCGGUGAUAAAGAUUGUUAUGAUCAAAGUAAGGACAUGAGUCAUGAUGAAGAUGAAGCACUUCAAGAAUGGGAAAGAACCAAGCAGAAAUACAAGAAUGCGUUCAAAAGAAGAACAAAUAUUCCAAAUCCCAAUAACAAUAACCUUAGUCGUAACUAUUCAGGUAAUAUGGGUGAAAAUUUAAGAAUGGUCACUGAAAAGGUUUGCCACCUCCAACAAGUGAAAAUGGACUUGGAAGAACAGACACAAGAAAUUCAGAAUAUUUGGGAGAGUUUAGUGCACGAAGAUUUAGUGUGGCAAGUGGAAGAUCUAAUUGUUCAGUCAGCUUUGUGCAUUUGUGGAGAUUUGAAUAGCACUAAAUCCAUUCAAACACUUUUUAACAUGAUCUGUGAAACAGAGAAUGAAAUGGUGAAUGCACUCGAAGAUUUGAUUGAUUUUAUAUUUUGCUCCACACGAAGAUCAUGCAAAAAACAUUCCAUUAAUUUUAACAUGAUUUUAGAAUUGGUGAAAGACUCUUCCUCGCUGUGCGCCAACGUUCUUUCCAAGCACCAAAACCACUUGUCUUCCCAAACUGCGGUAGCUUUGAAUUCACAACGCUACAAACUAGAUCAACAAGCUUUUCAAAAGCAACAACACACCUCUUAUUAUUUUAAUAAUAACAAGAAAACUCUUAUGGAUGGGCAUACCAGUCAGUUGCAUAACCACCAACCGCAUCAUCAGAAAAAGAAUGUCACAGUCCUCUCUCCACAUAGCACAGCUCACAGAAACCAAACUGCUCAACCCACGACCAAACACCAUGCUCUUCCUGCUAAAAUGAUACCAUCCUCUCCUCAAAUUCAAACGAAUGAUUCGAAGCCUAAACGUCACAUCUCAUUCUCUGAGCUCGAAAAUAAGGAAAGUUUUUUACAAUUACUCGGCAUUGGAAAGAGAAAAGAAUUGCUCGAGUCCAUUCGAAGUAUUGUGGAAGUACUUCUCGAAGUGUCCUCUGUCGUGCUGCAUUCGAACGAAGACAAAAUUGAAUCUCUCGAUAAUUCCUUCAAGGAAAUGAUUUCAACAUAUUCGAAAAUUAUUAGUGAUAUUGAAGACUUUGCACCUCAUCGAUUGUUUAAUGUGUUUUGA
Molecule: messenger RNA, 3198 nt
Organism: Naegleria lovaniensis
Lineage: Eukaryota; Heterolobosea; Eutetramitea; Acrasida; Naegleriidae
Exons: 1
Coding region: 1-3198 (1065 amino acids)
Source: RefSeq, a predicted model, not a curated record